AUGGAGCCCUCUCCGUGCGCGUCCAUGGCUCUGGAGCGGUUGCCUUUCAACAACAGCGCCCUAAAAAAGCUGCCGGUGGAUGACUCCGAUGAGCCUGGCUCCCGGACGGUCCCAGCGGCGUGUUUCUCUCGAAUUCGGGCUCUUCAACCUCUGGUGCACCCGAUCUUCGUGGCUGUGUCCCGGUCGGCGCUGGCUCUGCUCGGCCUGACCGUGCAGGACUUGCUCAGUAAUCCCUCGGCCCCGGAGUACCUGAGCGGCUCCAGGCGGCUGCCGGGCUCCGAGCCGGCUGCUCACUGUUACUGCGGGCACCAGUUCGGCCUGUUUGCGGGGCAGCUGGGAGACGGAGCGGUGAUGUACUUAGGGGAGGUGGAGUCUGGCACCCACGGGCGAUCGGAGAUUCAGGUGAAGGGCGCAGGGGUCACACCUUACUCCAGAGACGGCGAUGGCAGGAAGGUGCUUCGCUCCAGCAUCAGAGAGUUCCUGUGCAGCGAGGCCAUGGCCGCCUUGGGGAUACCCAGCACCCGUGCGGCCUCCCUCGUGACCUCUGACCUUUACGUCAGCAGAGAUCCACUCAACAGCGGCAGGCGUGUUCCCGAGCGCUGCUCAGUCGUCCUGCGACUCGCCCCUUCCUUCAUCAGAUUUGGAUCUUUUGAGAUCUUUCUGGGCCGUGAUGAGUUCUCAGGCCUGCAGGGGCCCAGUGCAGGGCGGCAUGACAUUCGGGCUCGGCUGCUGGAUUAUGUCAUCGAGACCUUUUAUCCUUGCAUCCAGCAGACUCAUAGCAACCGGAAAGAUAGGAAUAUGGCCUUUUUUAGAGAGGUGAUGAUGCGAACUGCUAGACUAGUGGCCCAGUGGCAGUGUGUUGGUUUUUGCCAUGGCGUCCUUAACACAGACAACAUGAGCAUCUUGGGUCUUACUCUGGAUUACGGCCCCUUUGGCUUCAUGGACAGAUUUGAUCCAGAUUUCGUGUGCAACUCCUCGGACAGAAGAGGACGCUACUCUUACCAAGCCCAGCCAUCUGUGUGCCGCUGGAACCUGACUCGCCUGGCAGAGGCGUUGGGCUUUGAGCUGGAUGCAGUCCAGGCAGGAGCUGUCCUGGAUGAGUUUACGCCCACAUACGAAGCCUUCUACCUGUGCGCCAUGAGGAAAAAACUGGGCCUUGUGAGAAAAGAAGAGGCAGAGGACAGCGAGCUCGUAUCGGACCUGCUGCGCCUCAUGCACGACACUGGUGCAGAUUUCACCAACACCUUCCGCCUGCUGAGUCGUGUCCCUUGGCCUGAGGAGGGCGACACUGAGAAGGCCACAGUGGGGCCAGUAGUGGACCUCAUCCUGGAGCAGUGUGCCUCUAUUGAGGAGCUAAAGGUGGCUAAUAAGCCAACUAUGGAGGACCGUGAGUUGGCAAGGAUUCUGUCCAUGGCACAAACCAACCCAGUCAUGUUUGGGAUGGUGGCAGACACGCCAGGCGUGUCCCAGCAACUGGAACGGAUGGGACGGUUAAAGGAGCUGCUGGGGACAGAUCAGGACGAGCUUCAGAAAAAGCAGCGGGAUGACUGGAUUCGCUGGGUGAGCCGAUACAGGAGGCGUUUAUCCAGGGAGAGUGAUGGCACGAGUGACUUGUCUCUCAUCAUACAGGAGAGGCUCGGAGUGAUGAACAGUGCCAACCCCCGUGUCGUCCUAAGAAACUACAUCGCCCAGAAUGCAAUUCAGGCUGCAGAAAAGGGAGACUUCUCUGAGGUCAACAGGGUCCUCAAAGUUCUGCAGGAACCAUACUCUGAUUCCACUGGGCAGGAGCCUUUGGAUGGACCUUGCACCUAUGACAGGAAACCUCCUGCCUGGGCACAAAGAAUUUGUAUCACCUGAUCCUCGUAGAGCCUCCCAGACAGUGAAGGAGAGAGGUCUGGAGCACAUACACCUGUCACUACUGCUGCAGGUGCUCCUCCCCACCCCCACCUCAGACGUUCUCUCCUGCUGCCUGAAGGGAGGUUGUUAUGUAACCCAGCGUGUUCCAGUGUUCAUCAGUGUGGUCGCAUAUCAGUGUUUGUGUGAUCACAAUGCCUUUAUUGCAGUGAUAGUAUCACAGUCAAAAUUUGAUAAACAACCAAGUACAAAUAAAUUGAUGAUGCUGUUAAAGGCAUACAGGUUGUAGAUGCUGAUGAAGUAUGAUGGCUCAGACGACUAGUCACACAAUGACCUGUCUGGGUCUGAAACACCAGGAACACACUGACGUUAGUUAUUUACAGACUGUAUGAGGUCAUCA
Molecule: messenger RNA, 2254 nt
Organism: Chelmon rostratus (copperband butterflyfish)
Lineage: Eukaryota; Metazoa; Chordata; Actinopteri; Chaetodontiformes; Chaetodontidae
Gene: selenoo2
Product: selenoprotein O2
Source: RefSeq, a predicted model, not a curated record